GCUGGUUUUUUCCCGCUCUCACCUGUCCGCCUUGCACGCGCGUCUCCCCCCCUCUCCUCGCGCUCCUCCAGGAAGACCAGCGGCACUUUGAACAAUUCACGCGCAACUUUCACGCGACACAACCCUGACAGUUGUUGCGUUCUUUGCAUAUUUUUAUUUUUAUUUUUUAAAUAUUUUUCUUUUUUUCUUUUUUUAGUGGUGGAUUUUGUCAUGCGAGGAUUCUAAUGUGUCCAAGGGAUAUGGCUUAAAUAAUGUUUGCUGGAGUAAGGUCCGUCACUUGAGUGUUUUUAUUAUCAGCCAUUAUUGUCGACUUUGGAGGAAACCCAUCUCAAUGGGAGUAUACCUGGAGGACUGAGUUGGAUUCGACAGUCGAGAGGAGAAAAAAAUGUGGAUAAAACGGAGUGUUGUGCGCAGUCCGUCUGCGUUGCGGCCCAGCAGCUGUGUGGGACACCGGGUGUGGAUUCUGCUGGCCAUGACCCACCUCACCUUGGACUUGUCUGCGUGCAGCCCCCUCAGUCAGGGCCUGGGCAUCAAACUGACACCUAAAUCGGCGCCUCGUUCGCGGCCUCGCCUGCAGCCCCUUUGGGACGUGCCCAAUAAGCUUCACUGGAGAACAGUUAGCCCGUUGGCCCGCCGCCUCCUCAACCCCGUCCCGCUGCCCCAGGACAGCAGGGCAGGACCGGGGCCCAAGGUCCGGGGCCAAAGGCACAGGAAGCUGACGCAUAAAGGACAAGUGUCAUGUAAAGAGUGCCAGUACAGAUACUCUCAGAUAGAGGCGGCUCAUCCUUUGGCUGCCAUAGCGGACGCUCCGGCGGCUUCGUCCGGUGGGAGCAGAGGGGACACGGUGCGCUUGUUACUCCGAGCCAGGAGGCAGCUCAAAUGGGACAGUUACGAUAAGUCUCAGGAGGGCCGGACUACUACAGUGGCUGGAUUUAUUGACUGGGGACCCACAGGGACCGACGACGGCGCAGACGUAGAUGAUAAACAGGCGCCCAACAUCACGCUGUCCACCAGGGUCUUCACCACCACAGUGGCCACCACCACGAGCACCACAGCCAGGGUCUCCCAAAGGACGUUCCCUGUGGUGUCCACGCCAGAGCCCAAGAGGCUAAGCACCACCAAGGCUACCGUCAGCUCCGGGGAGACUGUCAAACCACCAAAGCCAUACGGGGACACACCAGGUUUGGCAGUUCACCAGAUCAUCACAAUCACUGUGUCUCUCAUUAUGGUUAUAGCAGCCUUGAUCACAACACUCGUCCUUAAAAACUGCUGUGCGCAGUCAGGAAAUGGCCGCCACAAUAGCCAUCAGCGCAAGAUCCACCAGCAGGAAGAAAGCUGCCAAAACUUGACAGACUUCACCCCGGCCCGGGUGCCCAGCAAGGUGGACAUCUUCACUGCCUACAACGACAGCCUGCAGUGCUCACACGAGUGCGUCAGGACCGCCGUGCCCAUCUACACCGACGAGAUGAUCCAGCAGACGCCCGUCUACAAGACCGCUUACAACGGAAACAGGCCCUCUCCCACCGAAAGACAGUUGAUUCCCGUCGCCUUCGUGUCUGAGAAAUGGUUCGAGAUCUCCUGUUGACGAGCUGAAAGCCCCGUUCACUUCCUGUGGGGUGGAAGAGACCUCCCUUGUUUCCGCUCUGGAUCAAGCUGGAAAAAACAAGAAACACAAAACAGCUUCUUUUGUAAAAUAGUACGAUCACUCUUUGGACACUGGUGAAGAUAUUUAUUUUUCUAACAAUGACAAAGCAGAGCAGCCGCCACGCUGCCACUCCAUAUUUCCAGGAACGUACUGACAUUUAGAUAUAGAUCAUAAUGUAGGUAUAUUAACGCAAUGUGUGGGACAAGACUGUGGACGUUGCAUAUGUCUCAAGGAAAACAUGGGAUUAUAUUUGACUUUUGGAUAAAGAGGAAUCCGAGCAGCUGCGGUGGGUGGAAGAUGAACUCUAUUUCUGAACAAUGUGCCAAUAAUGCCACUAUGUGCCACAACCUGAGUAGAAGGAAGUUUCAAGAACAACUACUGAUGGACAACACAAAGAGUGCUAUAUUAACCCUGUAUCGACUCCAACUACAUUUUUGUUUUUUUCUUAGGAAAUGUGAAUGAUAUAAAAUGCUACAAAUGUAUUUGAAUAUGUUUUGAAAUAGUUUUAAGAAAAGUGUUGCAAAAGAGUCUAAAACAUAUUUAUAUGAAGCACUAUUCUAUUAGUUCAGGAGAAGAGAGGACGGAAGAAAAAAAAAAGAGAAACGGUAUAUGCUUUAUUGAACAGACUGAUAUUGAUUUUAAAACAUUAUUUCUAUAGGUCCCAUUUUAAAGACAGAAUAGUUGACAUCUAUUUUUUUACACUAAGAAGUCUGCCACAACCCCAGCCGUGGAGCUUCGGAGAUGCAGCACUGUUAAUUAAAUCCUCACAUCCGAGCUGAGAUUCCAAGAG
Sphaeramia orbicularis (orbiculate cardinalfish) is the source of this 2435-nucleotide messenger RNA. It is a transcript of the gene ajap1, whose product is annotated as adherens junctions associated protein 1. The coding region runs from base 386 to 1585 and encodes 399 amino acids. NCBI's taxonomy places the organism in Eukaryota, Metazoa, Chordata, Actinopteri, Kurtiformes, Apogonidae. Gene Ontology annotation, cellular component: cytoplasmic side of plasma membrane; cell-cell contact zone; adherens junction. Gene Ontology annotation, molecular function: beta-catenin binding. The transcript is spliced from 7 exons. The record is from RefSeq and is a predicted model, not a curated record.